GACACUAGACAAAGUUCGUCCAUCUGCUGAACGUGGCAGAUCGAAUCAAAUAUUCGAACGAAACAAUAAAAAUACUUUGGUGACUGUUGGUAGAUUUAGCAACGUGAUCCGAAAGCUAAAAUGACAAUAAGAAUUCAAAUUGUAAUUUUACAUACAUCUAAUAUAACAGAUGAAAGUGUGUACAUACCAGAAAAUGAAAAUGAAAAUUUCUUCGAGGCCUUAAAACAAAUAAAUGAUAUCAAGAUAAGUAAUUUGUCUGUUACAAACCCAGUUAAAACUGUAUUAACGAAUAAAUUGCUUGCGAUAUGCGAUUGCGAAGAAAUUGAUCUUAUUUUUAUUAUUGGUAACGUUGAAGCUUCUAAAAAGGAUAGUGCAAAUGAAGCAAUUAGUGCGAUUAUGGAUCACAGACCACGUAGUAAUAUAGCAUUUUUCAUAAGACAAAUAGAAACAAUAUUGAAGAAUGUCUUGCAAUCUGACGCUAAAUGUGGAAUACGAAACGAGAAAUUGAUCAUUAAUUUGUCUGGUCCACACAAAAAUAAAAAGGAAUGCUUGAACGCAAUUGCACAUUCAGUAGGAUUUACAAUAUUUGUGAUACGUAAUGAAAACAAUACAUAUGACUCGCUAAUUGACAUUGCAUCCUCUCUACAUAAUAUUUCUUUAGAAAAGGAAGAAAGUAAGAAUGAAACUGAUAGUGAGGUAAUGAAAUUGGAGACGACAUUUUCCUCGCACGAUUUAUCAUCUACAGAUGAGUGUACAAGAAGCAAUAGGAACAAUUACGAGCGAUUUCCUAUGGUUUCUUUACAUGAAGCAUUGACAACAUUGAACAAACUAUCACAGGAACGUUUAAAUGAACAAUAUUUUGAGCAAAUAAAGAUAAAUAAUGCUUCUGGCAGAAUAUUAUGCGAAAAUGUAAAAUCGGAGUAUGACAUACCAUCAUUUAGAAUUUCCACUAAACAUGGAUAUGCCGUAUUGGCAGCUUCAGGAAAAGGUUUCAAAAAGGUGUUGAACGUAAAAAAUACAUUACAUCCAGUUUCUCUUACAUCUGGGACAUGCGUAUGGGUGAACAGUGGAGCGCCUAUUCCCAAUGAAGCAACAGCAGUUGUAGCAGUAAAGGAUACAAAGCCAGUAGAAGAAAUGUCAAACGAGGAAGUUAAAUAUAUUGAAAUAUUAACUGAACCACUAAACGGACAAAACAUUAAAUUUAUUGGAAGCGAAUUAAUGAAAGGAGCAACGGUUGUAUUUGCACCCACGCGCAUUGGCCCGGGGGAGAUGGCACUUAUAGCAGCUUCGGGCCGCAAAGAAGUUACAGUCUCUUCCAAGUUAUCUUUGGGUGUAUUGUCUAUUGGGGAUAAUUUGGAGGAAUCGGGAGAACCUUUGAAACCGGGAUAUGUCUACGACACUAACAGACUAACUUUAAUCUCUCUACUACAAUGUGAUAAUUUCUUUCCCUUGGAUUUCGGAAUCGUGAAAAAUAAAUUGUCAGCUAUACGGAACAAAAUUGAAAAGGCUCUGGAGAAAGUAGAUCUACUUGUGACAACGGGUUCUAUUAAUGACAAAGAUGUAUUGAAGCAAGUUUUAAUGACAUUUAAAGCCACAAUACAUUUCGGUAAUGUAAAUAUAAAACCAGGAAAAUCAACGACUUUAGCUACUUGUAAAAUCAAUAAUAGGAUGAAAUAUUUCUUGUGUUUGUCGGGAAAUCCAAUAUCCGCUUAUAUUACAGCUAAUGUGUUCCUUAUACCUUUUGUGAGCUGGCUGAGUUACAAUUUUACCAUACCUUAUCUCACAGUACCACUAACACAAUUGCGUACCCUAUUUAUGUUGCAUAGUCGACCUAGAUUCGCAUUGACACGUUUACAUUGGAAGGAUGGAGAAUACAAUGUAAACACUUUCAAUAUGGGUAAUGUCUUCACUGAUAAGUUGUAUAAUAUUAUAGGUUCAAAUGCACUUGUACUUUUACCGUCAAAAACAGAUAACCCGACAUCACGUAUAUUAGCAACAAUGAUCAAAUAUCCCGAAAAGUUUGAUGUGCCACCUACUUUUAACAAAAAAAAGAAGAAAAAAAAAUUGUCCAAGUAAUAUUUAUCAGUAGAGUUAUACAUACAAGGCACUUGAUAAAAGAAAGAAAAACAAUAAAUCGUAUUGUUUAAUGAAGUAUUUUGAAGAUUUGUAUUUUUUCGAUAUUUGACUAAUGCUUAUUUUUUAAUCAUUU
Molecule: messenger RNA, 2209 nt
Organism: Pogonomyrmex barbatus (red harvester ant)
Lineage: Eukaryota; Metazoa; Arthropoda; Insecta; Hymenoptera; Formicidae
Product: gephyrin-like
Biological process (GO): gamma-aminobutyric acid receptor clustering; Mo-molybdopterin cofactor biosynthetic process; postsynaptic neurotransmitter receptor diffusion trapping
Cellular component (GO): cytoplasm; postsynaptic membrane; postsynaptic specialization
Molecular function (GO): molybdopterin molybdotransferase activity
Source: RefSeq, a predicted model, not a curated record